This is a messenger RNA of Rubroshorea leprosula, 1310 nucleotides long. The record is from the annotation of a GenBank genome assembly. NCBI's taxonomy places the organism in Eukaryota, Viridiplantae, Streptophyta, Magnoliopsida, Malvales, Dipterocarpaceae.
CCAUAAACCCUAAAACCCUCUCUCUGGUUGAAAAGCCAGCAAAACCUUCGCCAAAAAAAAUGGCAGGCCAAGCAGCCAACGUCUUAACGAACCUUGCUCGCGCCGCCUUUGGUCUGGGCGCCGCCGCCUCUAUCCUUAACGCAUCGCUGUACACGGUGGAUGGUGGGCAGCGUGCUGUUCUGUUUGACCGGUUCAGGGGAGUGAUCGACGAGACUGUGGGAGAGGGGACUCACUUCUUGAUCCCUUGGCUCCAGAAGCCCUUCAUCUUCGAUAUACGCACCAGGCCUCACACAUUCUCCUCUGUCUCCGGUACCAAAGAUCUCCAGAUGGUCAACCUAACCCUGAGGGUUCUCUCUCGCCCUGAGGUGUCACGUCUUCCCUAUAUUUUCCAACAUCUUGGUCUUGAGUAUGAUGAGAAGGUGCUUCCCUCCAUCGGCAAUGAGGUCUUGAAAGCUGUUGUUGCACAGUUCAAUGCCGAUCAGCUUCUCACUGAGCGUCCUCAUGUAUCUGCCCUGGUCCGAGAAUCAUUGAUUAGACGUGCAAGGGACUUUAACAUUGUGCUGGAUGAUGUAGCAAUUACACACCUGUCAUAUGGAUCAGAGUUCUCAAGGGCAGUGGAGCAGAAGCAAGUGGCACAACAGGAGGCAGAGCGUUCUAAAUUUAUUGUCAUGAAGGCUGACCAGGAGAGGAGGGCUGCUAUUAUCCGUGCGGAAGGUGAAAGUGAGGCUGCUCAGCUCAUUUCUGAUGCCACUUCAAAAGCAGGCAUGGGCCUGAUUGAGCUAAGGAGGAUUGAGGCAUCAAGGGAGAUAGCUUCAACUCUUGCUAGGUCACCAAAUGUGGCAUACCUGCCUGGUGGACAGAACAUGCUCCUGGCUCUCAACUCCAGCAGGCCAUGAUGGAACUGCCUGAAUAAAAAGGUUCUUAUGGUGGAUGGUUUACGGUGCCUUGGAUCAUAUAAUUGUGAAUCUGCUUAGGUCGUUGCCUUUUCUGUCAGAAACAUUUUGGGAUUAAAAACUUCCUUAUGUCUGAAAAUCAACUUUGAGGCACCAAUUGUUUAGUCUUAAGAAUCAAGAAAGUUGUUUCUCCAAAGUUGUUGAGGUACUUUGCUUUGAUGUUGAGCUGGGGUGCGUAUAUUGAAAGUGAUUUUAGAUCUCCAAAGAUUAGAUAUAUGCUUUCUUUUCUUACCAGGUGUUGGUAUCAAUAAUAUUUGCUUAUGUUAAAGUUUAAAAUGAUGAUUGAUGAGUUCUGCUAGUCUCAUCAUCUUCCAUUUUGGCAACACUACUGUGUUUAUGAUUUCAAUCCCUUCCUUU